Molecule: messenger RNA, 576 nt
Organism: Metarhizium brunneum ARSEF 3297
Lineage: Eukaryota; Fungi; Ascomycota; Sordariomycetes; Hypocreales; Clavicipitaceae
Biological process (GO): formaldehyde catabolic process
Molecular function (GO): S-(hydroxymethyl)glutathione synthase activity; zinc ion binding
Source: RefSeq, a predicted model, not a curated record
AUGACCCUUUCCCUUCAUCCUCUUAUCGACGGUGGUAUCGUCAAAGGCGAAGCCAAUUUUGCCGGCGGAACCCUAUACUGCCACUGCCCAUCCGACAAGGUGGCCGUUUCGCUGAAGAGCAAUGUCGCCCACAAUCACGCCUGCGGCUGUUCCAAGUGCUGGAAACCACACGGUGCACUCUUCUCCAUUGUUGGCGUUGUGCCUCGGGAUAGCCUCUCCGUGAUUGCCAAUGGGUCGAAGCUCGUCGUCGUGGACAAGACGGCCGCAAUCCAACGACAUGCCUGCACAGACUGCGGGGUUCACUUGUACGGCCGCAUUGAAAAAGACCAUCCGUUCAAGGGGCUGGAUUUUGUGCAUGUUGAGCUGUCUGACAACAAAGGGUGGCAGGAGCCGCAAUUUGCGGCCUUUGUGUCUUCUAUUAUUGAGCAGGGAUUUGAUCCCCGGCGCAUGGAUGACGUGAGGGCCAAGUUCAAACAACUCGGGCUUCAAACUUAUGACGCCCUUUCACCACCGCUUAUGGACUUGAUCGCCGUGUUUACAGCCAAAAAGGCGGGAAUCCAUUUUUCUGAGUCCUAG